This is a messenger RNA of Lemur catta (Ring-tailed lemur), 6659 nucleotides long. It is a transcript of the gene DISC1, whose product is annotated as DISC1 scaffold protein. Gene Ontology annotation, biological process: cilium assembly; neuron migration. NCBI's taxonomy places the organism in Eukaryota, Metazoa, Chordata, Mammalia, Primates, Lemuridae. The record is from RefSeq and is a predicted model, not a curated record. Gene Ontology annotation, cellular component: microtubule; intermediate filament cytoskeleton; centrosome. The coding region runs from base 1 to 3075 and encodes 1024 amino acids. The transcript is spliced from 17 exons.
AUGGGCUCCGAGGAGAACUGGACACCCGGAGAAUUGGAGAGGAGAGGUCAGGGCCAGCUCCAGACAAGGGGGUUGCUGCGGUUGGAUUUAGAGUCCUUUGGCCUGGAACUGCCAUUCAUGGGCUAUGAAUCCACCUCCCUCUGGCACUUGUUCGUGCCUCCACCCUCCAUUUGUGUGCAGGGAACUCGGGAGAGGCCAUCUCAGAUCCUUUUGGUAAAAUCCAGACACUCCUUUGACUUCUGUGACCAGAGGACGCACCCUCCUCAGAUCAAAUGCAAGAUCCCAGUCUGCAUGUGGCAUGCACAGUUUUUGGCCAUUAACCCUGAAGAGGGCUGCCUGUUGGACUGCCGGGGGGCCCAGUUCUCCCCACGACUGAGUAGGGAACACAGCGAGGAGGGGAACGCAGCCCCUGGUUUGGAGCAGGCCUCCCCAACCCGCCGUGUGAGACGAAAUGGUGGUCGGACACUGCGUGACAGCCCACAGUCCGCAGCAACAGAGCUGGCGUGCAGGGACAUGGGGAGGUCGGAUGAUGAACAUCACGUGUUGGGCAGCCGGGAUUGCUUGCCACCUGCAGUGUCCUUCCGGAGGCGGCGGCGGCUGGCACAGAGGCCAGGCUACAUGAGAAGCUCGGCAGGGCCCGGGAUCGGGUUCCCGUCCCCCGCGGUGGGCAUGCUGUCCCGGGUCCCGGGAGGGGUGUGUGGCGAGGAGUCCCACCGCUCUGAGUCCAGGGCCGGACAGCGCAGCCUCGACCCAGGGGGCCAGCGUCCAGGCCUCUUGGUCAGGAGCACAACAGCCCCUGCUGUGACCCCUGUGGGCCACCUAGGCCUGGCUCUGGCCGCUGCGAGAGGAAGCUCAGCACGCUUUGGGACUCAGCGCAGAGCUGGCACCGGACUGCCCGACAGGCCAAGCGGGGCCUGUGGCCCUGGGCACGCCAGGUGUCAGCAAGAGUUUUCAUCCAUGGACGGUCCCGAGGCCCCGCACGCUAGCUGGGACACAGCCCGCCUGGAAGGGGCAAGGGGCACCCAGGCAGCAGGCCCUGUGGCACCAGCGGAGUUGAGUGGCACCAGCUGCAGCCUCGGAAGUGGCCGCUCAGCCCGCUCAGUCCCUCCCUGCAACCACGAUGCCUUCACCUCCAGCUUCAGCUUCAUCCGGCUCUCCCUGGGCUCGGCCGGGGAGCGCGGGGAGGCGGAGGGCUGCCCGCCGUCCAGAGAGGCCGAGUGCCAUCGUCAGAGUCCCCAGGAGGUGGGCGCCAAGGCCGCCAGCUCGGACAGGCCCCACGAGGACCCUCGAUACCUCUCUUGGCCCUUGGAUCUCUCGCCUGCUCAGGGCUCGGCGGACCCCGCCCGGGCUGCAGGGCCAGAGCAUGAGAUGCCGUCUAGCCUGGACGUGGACGCUGGCUCCUCCUGGUCCCCGGAUCCCCUGCUGGCUGGCUGCAGAGGUGACGAGGGCAGCGGCUCAGGGGACGCCCAUCCCUGGGACGCCCUGCUCAGGAAGUGGGAGCCCGUGCUGCAGGGCUGCCUGCUGAGCAGCCGGAGGCAGGUGGAGGUCACUUCCUUAAGAUUAAAGCUUCAGAAACUUCAAGGAGCAGCAGUCGAGGAUGACGAUUAUGAUAAAGCGGAGAUGCUAAAACAAAGAUUAGAAGACCUGGAACAAGAGAAGAGCAGCCUGCACUUUCAGCUUCCUUCCAAGCAGCCGUCUCUGAGCAGCUUCCUGGGUCACCUGGCGGCCCAGGCCCAGGCCGCCUUGCACCACCGGGCAGCUCGGCAGGCCAGCAGUGAUGACAGCCAAGCCCCACUCAGAAUGGAGCCCUGGCCGUUGGAACCCACUGCUCAGGACAACCUGCGUGUGUCCGUCACGAGGCGAGACUGGCUUCUUCAGGAGAAGCAGCAGUUACAGAAAGAAAUCGAAGCUCUCCAAGCAAGGAUGUCUGUGCUGGAAGCCAAAGAUCAACAGCUGAGAAGGGAAAUAGAAGAGCAAGAGCAACAGCUCCAGUGGCAGGGCUGUGACCUGACUCCCCUGCUGCGGCGGCUGUCCCUGGGCCAGCUGCAGGAGGUCGUCAAGGCCUUGCAAGACACCCUGGCCUCAGCCAAUCGGAUUCGCUUCCGUGCGGAGCCACCGGAAACCAUAAAGAGCCUCCAGGAAAGAAUAAAAUCCCUCAACUUGUCACUUAAAGAAAUCACUGCUAAGGUGUGCGUGAGUGAGAGGCUCUGCAGCACUCUGAGGAAGGAAGUUAAUGACAUUGAAACCCAACUCCCAGCCUUGCUCGAAGCCAGAAUGCUCGCCAUAUCAGGAAACCAUUUCUGUACAGCUAAGGACCUCACCGAGGAGAUUAGAUCAUUAACGUCAGAGAGAGAAGGGCUGGAGGGACUCCUCAGCAAGCUGUUGGUGCUGAGUUCCAGGGAUGGCAAAAAGCUGGGAAGUGUCAAAGAAGAUUACAACAGACUGAGAAGAGAACUGGAAUGCCAGGAAACGGCCUACAAAACAUGUGUGAAGGAAAAUACCGUGAAAUACAUGGAAAUGCUUGAGGGUAAACUGUGCAGCUGCACGUGUCCUCUGCUUGGAAAAGUGUGGGAAGCCGACUUGGAAACUUGUCGGUUGCUUAUCCAGAGCCUGCAACUCCAGGAAGCCAGUGGAGGCCCAUCUGUGGAAGAUGAGAGGCAGGUGGAGGAUGCAGAGGGGGCUGUCCGUGCAGACACUGCAGCCGUCCACCCCAGGCCCCACUCCGAAGACGAGAGGAAGACCCCUUUGCAGGCAUUUGAAGAAUGGAGGGCUCCCCCGAUCCCCUCUCCGCAUGGCGCUGCAGGAGAGCAGAAGGAGGAAUCUUACGUCCUCUCUGCAGAACUUGGAGAAAAAUGUGAAGCUAUAGGCAAGAAGUUAAUGCACUUGGAAGAUCAGCUUCACACAGCGAUCCGUAGUCAUGAUGAAGAUCUCAUUCAGUCUCUCAAGAGGGAGCUCCAGAUGGUGAAGGAAACUCUGCAGGCCCUGAGCCUGCAGCUCCAGCCAGCAAAGGAGGUGGGGGACAGGGAGGCCGCAGCUUCCUGUGUGACAGCUGGUGUCCGGGAAGCACAGGCCUGAGGCGUGCUGGGAUGGGGAAGGGGUGGGCUGCCACGUCAUCCGUGCGGGCUCGGGGGGCUGCUCCCCUCCUCCGCAUCACUGAUGGGACUGAAUCCAUCAUGGAGAUGCAGAGCCUUGAGGUCUUCCGGCGGAAAGAUGGUCCCUGUUCGUCCUUGUGAGGCUGAGAUUGGGGAGUCUGCAAAUUGGAAUAUGGAGAAGAGGGAACAAUUUGCUGAAUUUUCUUGUAACUGUCACGCAGAGAUUUCUUUUCCGUGUCAUUCGUGGGAGUAGCCCGCAUGGGAUUAGAAAAUCUUUCCAUCUCAGCCCCCAUUAGAGGGGAGUUGGGAUGAAUCCUCUGGCAAAAAUGUCUCCCUUUCCUAUACCGUUUUGCUUUCUGCUGCAAAUGAAAUAUUUCCUGAUUCAAGAGCCUAUAAAAAGGAAACUGAGCAGAAGACUCUGUCACCAUACCUGUGACACUACUGUCCUACGGGCGCAUGAUCUAAGAAAGCUAAUUAACCCCACAGUCUGGAAUUAACAGCCUUUCAGCUUCCCUCUCCUGUAAUUUAGUGCUGUAUCAGAAAAAUUGAUAUUCAACUUGCAAAAAUAUUUUUGGUAAGGCACCAGCCCCUCAGUUUUCCUUUUGUGGCAAUUACUAUAUCUGCAGAAAGGAUCUCUAAGAGUCUCUGUUUCAUCAGAACAUUCUGAAAUUGACCUACAGUGAGGGCAUGGAUGGAUCAGGAGACUUGUAUAAACCUCUGGAGCCUCUCCUGUUUUCCUGUGGCAUCUCUUCCACUCGGUGCCAGGCAGUGCAGCACUCAGCAAAGCAGCACAGUACUCGGUAACACAGUGCAGUACUCAGUAGGGCAGGACAGCACUCUCUAGGGCAAUGCAGCACUCAGUAAUUCAGGAGCAUCGCAGGCCCCUGCUGCGCUGCUCCUUUGGCCUAGCUGGGCCUAGCUGUCAAGACAGCUGCCAAACAGGCUGAGUUCAAUUAGACAGUAUUUCCCAAAGUGCACGGGGGAAGGCGGCCCCAAGAGAUGCUCCACAAACAAAUGGGUCACCUUUACGGUCAAGUCGCUUUGGUAAACAUACCAUGCCAUAAUGCCUACUUCGAGAGCCACAACGCGUGCCAGGGUAGUAUUCUAUGAGACAGCCUGUACUAAAGAUUUUGUCUAACCGCAAACUUCCCAAGUUGAAUGGAUCAUGUAUUUCUUUUUUUUUUUCAUGUAGAUGCUAGUCAUAUCCCACGGAUCUAGUGUUGUGCAACACUGCAUUCUCUGGGGAAGUCCUAGUCCAAACACUGAUUUAUACCAUUUCGAUAUAUGUGUUGGAGACCAAUAGUCAAACUUUUGCAGCGCGUUGAACUUAAUAACUACCUGCCACGGUUUGGGAAAUUUAAUAGAGUCAUUAUUCUUUUUGUGCUUUGUUUGUUUGUUUUUUGUUCUCAUUCAUAUGCAUAAGGUAGUGAUCUUCCUGCCUUCACUAGGAUCCAUGGACAUGAGACCAUUUUUGUCAUUUCCUGAAGUCACACUGCUGUUUCCGGAAGGCAUCUGGGGCUUUGCUGAGCAGGUCUCCCGGCCUCGGUCGAGGAGAUGCCCCUGCCUAAGCCAGCAACUGGCCAGGGUCCAGGAAGCCGAGCAAAGGCACAAUAUGUGAAUUUGCUGAUUGUGCUCCCUACGGGCUUAUCUUGAGAGGUUUUGAAAAUACACUCUACAUAUUUUAAUAAUAAGUGUAAUUAGUCUGGUUUUUUCCAUGAUGGACCAAAUUCCUGAAUUAUUUAUGAUUGUGUCUAAAAACAGUUCUGAACUAGUCACGUGGCUCUUGGAAUCCUUGAAUGAAUUCCAGUGAAGCAAAAGAUGGGAAGAGUCAGGAUUGAUCACAUGACCCAUAACAAAUUCCUCCUUUGACAUUAAUUAGUCUUUUUAAAAAGCUUCCCAGACAUAAAACAUCUUGACAGUCACUACCCGAGUGUUUUGUAUUACUCAGACACCAUCAUGAAAUAAUUCUGUGAGUUCAUGAUAUAUGUGAAAAUUCCAGAAGUUAAUAACUGCUUCGAAUGUGCCCCAAAUCAGGGUUUUUUUGGUACCUCCGGUGGACAGCAUGUUCAUUUCCUUGCUGAGACACCUGACCAAAUUCAAGUAUUGGGGCAGAUGUGUCAUUCUUUAACCAUUUUUACUGUUGUUGUUUGCCCAGUGGGAAGGAACCCUUGUCUGUAACUUAUCUCUAGUCUUCGCUUGGUCUUAGGGUGUCAUCCAGGAAACCUGCUAAAGGCCAGGGUGUUUCCUCUGGCUACACAACCUUCUCAGGACAACCCCACUCUCUAAAGCCACUUUGUCCCUGGAAGACCCAGGACCGUGUAUUCCCAACCAUACUGCAGCCCAGUUGUUGUCAGGGCAGCAUAAAGAUAUCCAGGAGAAGUUAGGGCUUGGAUUUAAAAGCAACAAAACAACAAUAAUAAAAAUGUAUGUUGUUAUGGAAACAGCCAAGACCACAAGCAAAAGCACAUACUGAAAACGAUGACUUAGAAUCUGAUUUCACUGUGACAUGGUCUAAGAGAGUGAUAGGUUACACUGCUCACCUUGCUGGAAUGCUGGCCUCCACCUGGCCACGCAUUUCUCUUUCACCAGCCUGAAUUAUGAAAUGGUUUCCAUCAGUAACAGUCCCAGUUCCUUCCAACAUCCUGAAAUUUCAAGAUUGAACUGAUCCUUCCCCAAAGCAAAUUAGUUUGUAGCUUUGGAAACUUGUCUUCCUCUGCAGCACGGCUGGUUUCCCCACCCCAGAAACAUGGAAGGGUCAGUCCCAUGCUAAGCCCUUUACAAUCGUGAUGUCCUAGAAUCCCCAUAUCAGCCUUAUAAGAGAGGUGUUUGUAGGUGCUGCAGCUGAGCCUUAGGAAGACUAAUUCCCUUUCCCCACGGGACAGAGCUGGUAAGACAUGGAGUGAGAGUAAACCUAACAGAGACAGGCAGCAUGCUCUUAGCUAAUGCUCUUCCUGAAGUUCCUUUAAUGUCCUUUCGGGACUUUGAGCCAUGGAACUUAUUCAUUCACCUGGUUAUUAAUGCAUGGCCACCUUAGUAAUCCUAGCUGGAGAGUCAGCCAAAUUGAGCCGAGGGCAAGCGAGGCUUCCUCAGCCCCAGGGGCCUCAUGGUGAAGUCUAGGCUCAGACAGUCUCUAACAAACCUCUUCCCUUCAACCAUGGUCCUGACCUAACCCUUCCCCAGUCAUCCCAGAAACAACCACUCACAGCCUGACACUGGACAGAUUUCCUUGAAGGUCCCCACCAAAUUGGUGUUUUCCAAAAAGCAUUUGAGUCAUAUGAAUUCUGUGCUAUGGAGAAAGCAAAGAUGCCCUCAUUGGGCAAUGCCUUCUUAUACAUGUAAUUCAAUGCUUUUAAUAUCCUCCCCUUAUCUAAUCUUUGAAUUUUGUCAUAUAAUUUAUUGCUUUAUUAAGUUUACUUUUUGUUACACAAAAUUAAAACUUAUAUCCAAGCCAUGGUGCACCUUGAUUUUUUUUGUCUACUGGAGUAUGGAUGAUAAGAAAAUGUAUCAGGUUCAUUCAUCUCAUUUUUCUAUUACAGGAUGAUUAAUUGUACAAUUAUUUGCAUCACA